GCUGCUGGCACUCUCCUCAUUUCUCUGAGAGCUGAGAGCUGCUGCACGAUGGCUAACGUUACGCUUCAGUCAUUUAACGUCUUUCUGACGGAGAAAUUAACCGCAGCAGCAGUAGAUAUCUAUGGAUUCGUCGAGAAGACCAUAAUAGACUACCAGGACGAGGUGUACCGAACCAAACUGGAAAACCAGAGGUUACAGCGGCUGCUGGAUUUGGUCUACAAACCGGAGAUAAGGCUGCACAGGGCAGAUGCCAGAGCAUCAACAGCACCUACACCUACAGAGGAGAUCCUCCCUAAAAAGCAAGAGUGGAGCCCAAGCGUGUGCCAAGAGGAGGCUGGUCCAUCCCAGGUGAAGGAUGAGCCUGAACAGCAAAAGGAGGAGCUGUGGAUAAACGGUAGCGAGGAGCAACCUUCAGCAGAGGACAGCGAUGAUGGUGACUCUUUGACCAAAGAGCUCAUCAAAACUGUGCAGCAGUUAGAAGAUUGUAGGGCUGCAGAGGAGAGCCGAGAGCGAGAACAGGAGACCCCAGAGCCUGAGGAGGAACCGGAGCACUCAGAGGAGAAAACGAGCACCACCUUUUACCGAUGCCACAUAUGCAACUACAUAUUCACCAAAAAAACUGUGCUUACAUGGCAUCUCAAGACGCAUGAAAGUAAGUCUCAAGACAGCAAGACCAACUUUGACUGCCACAUCUGUGGCAAACACAUCCCCUGUCAGAGCAAUCUGCAGAACCACAUGAGAGUCCACACAGGGGAGAGACCGUACAGCUGUCAUUUCUGUGGCAAGUGUUUCAAACUGAAAGGACACAUGACAGAGCACAUCAGAACCCACACAGGAGAGAAGCCGUUCAGCUGUCACAUCUGUGACAAAUCUUUCAACAGGGGCUCAACGCUGAGGAAACACGUUUUAGCCAAACACAAAGAGGAGAGGCCGUACAAAUGUGGGGAUUGUGACGAGUUAUUCACUGAAAGGCUGCUGAUGAAGAGACACAUGAGAAAAGUUCACGGGGUCAAACUGUCCACGAGUCAAAGUCCUGCCUGAAAACUUUAUAACAUGAUGCAUGAAGCUUAGAAAACAGUAGAAAGACUUUUAUGUAUCUUUUAAAAUGUUUCUGAAACUUGUGUAAAUAUAUUUUAUACUCAUACCAGUACUUUUUUUAUUUUUAAAGAGUUACCUUAAAAAUGUGUCCAUAAGGUUUGGCUUCCUUAUCAUGCAGGCAAACUAAAAAUCUCAUACAAUCAGACUUAAACAAGAAACUUAUUCAACGGUCUACAAUUGUGAAAAUUACUUUUUUUAAAGCACAUAGUUGAACUCUGAGAAUAAUUGAGUCUGCUUAGGCUGGCUACACACUAACUAAAUUUUUAAACGUAACCAAUUUUUUAAAACCCUGCUAACUUCAGACAUAAAAACAAUUUCAACCUAUUUUAGAACUGUAAUCCUCAAACACAGACUUUCUGAGACCACACACCUGCCGUUUGCUGUAACAAUUUCACAAGACAUGAGAUUUCACCACAACUAGUGUGAUCAAACAUGACUUUAAAAGAAAAACUAAAUUAAAGGACAGUCAUUGGUCAGCGCUGUUAUGGUGGUCUUGCAUGAGACAUUUUACAAGUACUCAUGUUGUUGCCAUAAUUCCACAAGCUGUUUUUUUUGUAUCCCACUUGGCUUGGGUCAUAGUUUGUUUGUGAGCUGUAAACGUUGUUAUUCUGUCGACUAUAACUAUGACCAAAAAAGUUUGUUAACUAACUUUUGUCAUAAGAAAGAGGGGACUAAGACUGGCUAAAAUAGAUCUUUGAUGGUGAAAAUUUUGACGAAAGCGGUUUAGUUUUCAUCAAGGAGACUAAAACAAGACUAAAAUAUAAUUUAGUUUUCACUGGACAUUCAAAAUUCAUGAUUUUUCUCCACUAAAAGUCUGUCAAAAUAAAAUGCAUGUGUAGUUCUUCUGCCCAUAGAUAUUAAUAAAUAGAUGCUGUCUGUCCACAAGUAAAAUGCUCAUACUCACUGAAAAACUGAUUUUGAAGCUGUUUGUUUGUCACAAACAUCCAAUAUGCAUUCAUGAUCCAGGAUGCCUGAUCCAAUAAAACUCAGGAUUUCAAACCAAAAUUCUACACCUAAUAAAACAAACAGCAAUGUUUGCAUUAUUAUUAUUAUACAAAAGUUACUGUAUAGAAGCAUAUAACAUUUACUUGACAAAAAACCAACACAGUUCAUGUUCCCAGUUAACAGAAUUAUAAUCUCAGAACUAGAAAUAAAGAUUAAAAAUAAAAGAAGGAUUUGUUUGGUCAGAAGCGUAGUCAAGUAUACUGACCUGAUCCUCAAACAAACUUUUUUCUGUAUAUCAAGUAAGGGCUGAAUUUCCUGAUUUAAUGCAGUGUUUAUGAAAUGUCGAAUUACUUAGGACAGCAACACCUUUUGGUCACAUUUAAUGACUCUAUGCUUUCAAGCACCUGUCUAGUGAUAUAAGACCUCUUACUGGUAAAAUAAGACUUUUUAAGACAAUUUAAAGACAUGUGGGAAACCUGACUGCACAUUUCAGGAUUAUUUGGACAAAUAAUCAACUGCAGCAAGCUUUGCAUUCAACCCCCCCCCAAAAAAAAAAAAAAAAUUAGGCCCAUAGCAUGGCCUAACAUUGUCUGGUGUGUAGCCAGCCUUAGUUGCAGAGAGUGACAUGAAAAGAUUAAUAUUAGGUGUGCAUGGAGCUGGAGGGGGUUUAGCAUAGCUUAACAUAGAGACUUAGCAGGAAACAGCUAGCCUGCUAUGUUCAAACCUACACUUAAAAUAAAGUAUUAGUUUGCUAGGAGUUAAUUUCUAUGAUUAAUUCACAAUGAACUGAGAGUUUAACAGGAAGUUACAGUAAAUCCUGCAAAACUUCAUUGUUUAGCAUUAAUGUCAUCUCAGCUAACAGACACAUUUUUUUUUAAUUGAAAGGACGGUAUUUCUCAUGAGUGGGUGUGGCUUCAGCUCAUCCAAGACACGCCCACAAAAUAGAACAGAUUUUACUGGCUCAUUUUUCAUGAUUUGAAGCUUAAUUUUAAAAACUUAAAGAUUUUUUCCUGACUGAAAUUUGGCCUGGUGGUUCAUAACAGUGGGCUGUCAUACAGCAAAUCUAAAAUAAAGAUUUCACUUUACAGGGACUUUAACCUUUUUCAAAUUAGUCAACUUAGUCAGCUUGGACUCUAACUUUUCAAAGCUUAGCCGACAGUGAUAAUAUUUCUGAAAAAAUAUUUAUACCAUUUAUAUCUCAUCAGGAAAUCACUUUGACUGGCUACCUACUGAAUAGUAGGCUUUAUGGGGGCUCAAAUCUGCAGUAUUGAACUUUGCACAAUGCCAGGCUAACUGUUAACCAUUGCUAGCAGUCUUUUUUGCUAAGCUGGACUAACUGUUUGCUAACUCCAGCUCUACAAACCAAACACGCAGUUGCGGUUUACUUUUUUAUUUCCAUUUAGUCCUGGAAAGCACCUCUCCAAAAUAUCAAACUCUUCAUAUCAUAUGAUUAUGAACCACAAUAAGCUCAUAUCACCUUUUCUGCUGAACAGUGUUCGAUUCUGAGUGCUCAAGACACAUCUUUGUCAGUCUAAUACAUUUCAUGUUAAUCCAUGAUUGUGAAUGUUUUAGGAGAAGCUGCAUGCUGAAGUAUUAUAAGUACUGCCUCUCUAAAAUCAUGGACCACUUUACUGCAUUUUCAGAUGUACUGGUGUUUGCACUUUUCCUUCCACGUCCUCCUCCAUGUUCUGACCUCUCUGCAGAAACUCAAACCUGCGCUAGUGUAUUUGUCUUAUUUAUGGUCGUUUCUUUACACGUAGAAGCCUUGGUCAUCAGAAAGAUAUCAUUUGAAGAUGUAGAAAGCUAAUAUGAAUGUCUGCUCUUAAGAAAAUCUGACAAUGAAGCAAGCAAAGUUUACUUGCCGAGUUUCUUUAAAUGAGAUGUCGUUAGUAAGUACAUUUCAUUUUAAGAGAUUCAAGUCAGUUUUGCAUGCCCCAUAGUUAGAUUAUUUACUUAUUUUAAGCAAUACAGCCCCAUACAUCUUAAAAUAAGAUUUUUAUCUGGUUAAUCAGGUCAGUGUUUCUUAUGUUAUUUAUGUUCAUUCAGUUACUGUCAUUUCAGUUGACUCUACAACAGUUUUUACAUAACUAUUGACCACCAUAACAUCUUAUACAAAUGUCUGUGAUUCCUACCAUGUAUGUUGUUGUAUGACUACAGUAUUUAUACCUCAGCUGUACUUUCUUUUACCAAUGCUCAGUGCUAUAAAGUUAUUGUAAAACAGUUAUGUGAACAUGGAAAUAUAUAAA
Messenger RNA from Cheilinus undulatus (humphead wrasse), 4289 nucleotides. Its product is annotated as zinc finger protein 135-like. Lineage: Eukaryota; Metazoa; Chordata; Actinopteri; Labriformes; Labridae. Gene Ontology annotation, biological process: regulation of transcription by RNA polymerase II. Gene Ontology annotation, molecular function: RNA polymerase II cis-regulatory region sequence-specific DNA binding; DNA-binding transcription factor activity. The coding region runs from base 49 to 1041 and encodes 330 amino acids. The record is from RefSeq and is a predicted model, not a curated record. The transcript is spliced from 2 exons.